AUGAAUAUUCCAAAGGAAUGUGAUAACAAAAGGAGUAAGGAGUUCAAAAAAGUGUAUGUGAGUGGAAAGUGUAUGGAAUUCUCUCCAGAAAUCAUUAAUAGGUUCAUGGGCAAAAGUGAAGAGGAACAAGCUGAAGUGGAGGUAAAGGAAUGGCUAAGAAAAGGAAAACUGUCAGCUGGUUUAUUGAGUGUGAAGUAUGCAGUACUUCAUAGAAUUGGAGCUACUAAUUGGGUCCCAACAAAUCAUACUUUCAACAUUGCUAUAGGGUUGGGUAAGUUCAUUUACAUUGUAGGAAUCAAAACCAAGUUUGACUUUAGGUCCUAUGUUUUUGACCAAACCAUGAAGAAUAUGCCUAUAACAUUUCCCUCCUUCAUUUAUUGUGUGAUUCUGAGUCAACACCCUGGUAUCUUGAUCAGUUCAAAUGUUGCCUGCAAGAGAGAAUCUCCUCUUUCUUUGCAUUAUAGGUUGUUUACAGGGAAACAUGCCCCAGACAUUGUCAUGACAUUUGGUAAGGAAACUGACAGCUCAAUCUCUAAGGAUGGAAUGAUUGUUGAACUGGAAGAUACAUGCAAGGCCUUGGAUGAAACCAUCAAAACUUGCACUAAAAAUAAAAUCAGACUGGAAAGUCUGAUCAAAGCUUUAACCAAGGAGGGUAUUUAUGGUAAUAUGGAUGGUUAUGUGGAAGAAGAAGAAAAUGAGGAGGAUGAGAAUGUUGAUACAAAUGCUAUUAUUGGUGAAGAAAUAGAUGUCAGUUCUGACAUCUGA
This is a messenger RNA of Lathyrus oleraceus (garden pea), 765 nucleotides long. RefSeq lists its product as uncharacterized. The transcript is spliced from 2 exons. The coding region runs from base 1 to 765 and encodes 254 amino acids. NCBI's taxonomy places the organism in Eukaryota, Viridiplantae, Streptophyta, Magnoliopsida, Fabales, Fabaceae. The record is from RefSeq and is a predicted model, not a curated record.